UACUUGCAUUUUCUAGAGUCUUGCCUGCUGUCCAGACUGUAAGCUAUUGUCCACAGCACAGCCUUCUCUCCGUAUUAUCUCCCUCUCAUCAUCCGCUCCUCCGGCAGGGCUUCAUCUCCACCAGAUCCGACCUAUUAAAUAACCUAUCCUCACUUGUUUGCUCACUGCAGUCAUCCUGGCAGUCAAUGUAUCCUCAGGCUAAGCCAAACAAGCUGAUCAGCCAGGCACCUCUGUACACACUACCCCCCACUAAGAGGCUAAUGGUCGGGAUGUAUAAUCCUUCUCAAAACAACCACAGAGAUGCUAAUUGUAUCUAGCUAUAAAUACAGGUUGACUCCUUGUCCUCUUUCUUCAUUUGUCUGUAGGCUACUUCUCUAAACCUGGAGCCGCCACCGCCUUUGUACUCCGGCUUCUCUGAAACAUUUGCCCAAACCGGCUACCAGGAAAGACUCCGUUACAUAAGAGAGGCGGCACAUAGAAGCUGCAAGUGUCGAUAAACUUGAAGCAUCUCUGAAAAGGCAGCGGACGCACAGAACUUUACGCACGGAUACACCACUUCAUGCGGCUUUUGAACGCGCCCCGACUACUUCGCUGAGCUACUGUGAAGCAACAAGGCGAGAUGUUCCCACUUCCGAUGUUCACACCGGACCAGGUGGCCCGGGUGUGCGAGAACCUGGAGGAGACCGGCGAUAUCGAGCGCCUCGGCCGGUUCCUCUGGUCCCUGCCUGCCGCUGUCCCUGGCUCCGCCGGAGAAGCGCUGAACCGACACGAGUCCGUGAUGCGAGCCAGAGCGCUGGUUGCCUUCCACGGAGGAAACUUUGAGGCUCUGUACCAGAUUCUCCAGAGCCACCGGUUUACACGAGAGUCGCACGCAAAGCUGCAGGACCUGUGGCUGGACGCGCACUACCGAGAGGCGGAGAGGCUUCGAGGGCGGCCGCUAGGCCCCGUGGAGAAGUACCGGAUACGCAAGAAGUUCCCGCUGCCCCGCACCAUCUGGGACGGCGAGCAGAAGACGCACUGCUUUAAGGAAAGAACUCGCAGUUUGCUGAGAGAGUGGUAUCUCCAGGAUCCCUACCCCAACCCGUCCAGGAAACGCCACUUGGCCCAGGCCACGGGACUCACGCCCACACAAGUUGGCAACUGGUUCAAGAACCGCCGCCAAAGAGACCGCGCCGCUUCAGCAAAGAACAGACUCCAGCAGGACUCUUCCCUCCUGCCCUCUGAAAGCUCACCUGACAGCUCACUUCAGGAGCGCCACCGUCACCCCCACCUGCUGCCUAACUCCCCUCGCCACCUGGGCAGCCCAGAGGCCAGCGACUGCAGCACAGAACCAGAGCGCAGAGGAACAGGAGCGUCCACCCCGGAGAUCUCCGUCAGCAGCGACAGCGAGUUCGAGUCUUGAGAUUAAAGGCAGACGCUCUGUUUCCUGUAGUCUGUCAUCACAUUCACACAUAUUUUAAAGACACUUGAACUGUGAGCGUGGCUGAGGUGUUCUCAGUGGGAGGAGGGCGAGGACGAGGCCACCUGUGGCUGUGACUGGACAAUGUGAAGGAAAGAUAUGCACUUAAAGAAGCGCCAUGGCACAUAACCUUGACUGUUAUACGUAUUAGUUUUGCGCUGACCGUGACUCAGCGCUGUAGAAGAGUAAACAUCCACAGCUACUUGUAGAUCAAACACUGCAUUUUCAACUCUCAGGAAAAAAAACAUCUUUAUAGAAAGAAUGCCAAUGGUGUUUAGGUAAUGUGAAUAUUAAUGUUUUACGUUUUUAGGUCAUUUUCUAAUAGUUUGUAUGGAAGCUUCAUACAUCUGUCUGGUUACUGUGAGCACACAAUGAUCAACGCCUUGAGUAGGCUGUUAUUGUAUAUCAAUAUGUUGACAUGCACAUUAACCCUCGUGUCGUCCUGUGGGUUACAUUGACCUGUUUUAAAGUUUGAAAAUGUGGGGAAAAAAAAUAUUUUCACAGUGAAACUUCUGAUGUUCACAUUUUCAACAUUAUGGGGAAAUCUUUUAACAUUUUUUGGUGGAAAAAAAGAAAUGAUAAAAAUGCAAAAUUCGCUGGAUUUUGGUUGAUUUUUAUGUGAAUGUUCUAAAAGAAAAUAUUAGAAGUUUUACUGAUAAAUCUGUAAUCACUUCACAUAUUUUAGGAUAUUUUGGAAGAUUUUUACUCAUUUUUAAAAAAAAAUGUAAAAUAAUUUUCUUGCCAAAUUUGGGGGAUUUUUUCAAAUAAAACUUUUAAGGGAAAUUUUUAAGGGAUUAUUGUAAUUUUCUUCCUGAAGGUUUUGCAAAUAUUCAGAAAUUUGGGGAAUUUUUUUUGCUGAAUUUUUGGAUUUUUUUCAGACAAGGAAACAACAUUUUUUGAUGCCUGUAAAUGAGGACAACAGGAGGGUUAAUAUUGUAAUCAUUUGAUUCAACUUUGGAAAGGGAUCCUCAGUUGCUUUAAUUGGCUCAUCCAGCUCAUAAAGUAUCUUAAACACAGGAUUUUGUCAUGUCAAUGCAAAGUCAUGCUUUAUCCAGUGUUAUCGUUUUCAGUGUUGAGAAUUUACUGCAAUGUUUUAUUCUUACACAACACAAAUGCAUGCCUAGUAGUGGUGGUUUACUUGUGCCACAAUCUUGCAAACAACCAUGUGAAUUAUUACCUCAACCUUCUUAUCCAAUGUAAUUAGAGUAUAAUGUGCAUGUAAACAUAGUGGCAAACAAAAUUAACACAUUUCACUGCCUUAAAAUGAAACUAAGGGCAUCACUCUUUUACAAUGCAAUGACAAGUAAUAAGCUUAGACUGUAUGUGAAUUAUAUUCAAUUAACAAUGCACACGUGCUGCUUAAAAUACAAACUAUUUUGUUAUUAGCUGUUUUACCUGUUCACUUCUCUUGUGGCUACUGAAGUCUGCUGAGCUGUUGUGAAUGCUCCUGAGCUGCUCUGACGAUGAAUUCCUGCAGGAGCUGACACAGAACAGAUGAAUCAGAAAGCAUGUCAUCGGUCUUAACUCAAUGUGCCUCUUACAUUUGAGAACAGUGAGACCUAGUCAGACGUGAUUAUGUCCUGUCUACGAGACACUCAAGGCCUACUGUUUGUUGUCUUUCUUACAAUCAUCAUUUCUCAUGACACAUUUAUGCAUUUCAAUGAAAAUGUGUAUUUUGUAAAUGCUUUAUGUAAAUAAAUGAACCUAUUUUUA
Molecule: messenger RNA, 3172 nt
Organism: Acanthochromis polyacanthus (spiny chromis)
Lineage: Eukaryota; Metazoa; Chordata; Actinopteri; Pomacentridae
Gene: six7
Product: SIX homeobox 7
Exons: 3
Coding region: 620-1402 (260 amino acids)
Biological process (GO): regulation of transcription by RNA polymerase II; eye development
Cellular component (GO): transcription regulator complex; nucleus
Molecular function (GO): DNA-binding transcription factor activity, RNA polymerase II-specific; RNA polymerase II cis-regulatory region sequence-specific DNA binding
Source: RefSeq, a predicted model, not a curated record